Diaporthe batatas is the source of this 2238-nucleotide messenger RNA. RefSeq lists its product as uncharacterized. The transcript has a single exon. The coding region runs from base 1 to 2238 and encodes 745 amino acids. The record is from RefSeq and is a predicted model, not a curated record. Lineage: Eukaryota; Fungi; Ascomycota; Sordariomycetes; Diaporthales; Diaporthaceae.
AUGGCCAAGCGAUAUCGCCACAUCUCACAAAUGACCAGCGAGGAUAUCAACCUCCUGGUGCGCCUUCUAUGCCUCCCGCCAACAGCCCGACGUUUUACAGACGGCCUUCCCUCCGACCAAUGGCUGGCCCGCCAGUCCGAGAAGGUCGCCCAACUACCCAAGACCCUUCAGCGUCCCGACGACUGGCUGGCUAGGCUUUCCAUCUACACCAACAGGAAGCUAAACCUGACCCUUGAAGAUCUUGUCCCGCAGUGCGCGGUGCUCUGUGCCGCCCACAAAGGUCUGAACCCAUGGAUAGUGCACAGGGUGUUCUUGUUGGUCUCGGAGGAGGUGACACACCGCCUCGACCCGGUGAGGAAGUUUCUCGAGAACCCGACCAAGCAUGACGUGCGGCUCAAGACAUCGCUGGGCGAGGUACAGGACUACGCCGACCGGAUGAACAGCAUCUUGUCCCUCUGGACAGGACCGGACGUCUUCUCCUUGAUCGUGGGCGAGAACUAUCCACCCGGACUGGCCAUGCCGCGCGUCGAGACGGACUGCGAGGCUUGCAUCUGCAGCUGCAUCGGCGCCGCGGGCCAAGCUCUGUGUGAUCUGCGUGCUAUGAUGUACGGCCGGUCCCACAGGCGCCGUGCCCCAGUGCUCAUCCCCCUGGUCGAGGCUUGGAUCGAGCGGUUCGGCGAGGAGAACGGCGGCAAGCUUUUGGCGGAGAGCACAAGGAUGGCGAGGGAUGUGCGCCACAUCAGGAAGAGGGUCAUGGGCCACCGCAGGGGUCACCGUCGGCACCGCGAACCGUAUGAGAAGAGGAUGAAGGAGCUUGUCCGCAUGGAGCGCGAGUUGGACGGCAAACCCCUGACAGCCGGCCAGCUGAGAAUAGCCCGAGGAGAGAUAGACAAGAAGCUGGAUGAGACGUUUGGCAAAGAGUCGAGGAAACCUAGCAGCCGUCAAGGUAAGCACGCUUCAUCCACCAUCUCGGGAUCGAUAUUCACGGCCUCAUCUAUCUCCAAAGCAUCGUCAGCCACUGUCAGGAGCGAGGAAAGUCGCAGUGACCGCUCCAUGCAAGCUGGCGAAGAUACGGACGUAUACCAGCAGGACGACGCCGGUGAUGCCGAGCCAGCCGACGACUACCGCGACGAGUUUGACGAGGCAGACGCAGGCGCCGCUUACAAGCAGCAGGACCGCCUCCAGCACUGGUACGACACCUUUACCGAGAUCGCCGGGCCGUCGGGGGCCAGCAACAUCGGCAGCCAGCACCCUGCCUUCCGCACUGAUACAACCGGCAUCGAGAACUGGGCGAGGAGCCAGAUGGCCAUGUCAGCUGUCCCCCACCCACUCCGCUUCUCCAGGAACAUCACUCCGCGUGAGGGAGACGACGAUGACGAUGUCUUCGUCGCAGCUGCUGACACUACGGGAACACAGGUGAGCGACUUCACCGCAGUGGGCGUUCACACACUUGCUACGCAAUCUACUCACAGGUCCAGGCGAGGCAGGCAACCAGAAGAUGAACAGGAACCAGCGGUACCACAGGUCCCAACCGCGUACCUCGAAGAGCCGUCUAGGCAGGGUGGAGUGAUUUUUGGCCGGGCUCCAUCCAGCGUCUACUCUAAUGAUGCGCCGACAGCUCUCCACCCGCCUCCUGCUGUGUCUAGCAUCGCCAUGGAACGACCCAGAGGCACAAGUAGCGAAUUAGAACAGGCAAGGGGGUCCCCACCAAGCAGUCGCAACAAUCGUCAUCGGCCCCGGACUGACACCGUCGAUGGAUCAGCCGUGACCGCUUGGCCGUGCCCCGGCGCGUCGCCCGAUUCCAACACCAUCCAGCAAAGCAGAGGGCGCAUGACGCAGACGAGCCAGGGAUUCCAGGCCGGACUAGACCAGCUCGGCGCCGGUUCGGACUUCGCCCUUCGCACCACCACGUUGGGCCCCGACGACAGUGUCUCAGCCGUCGCCGGGAUCUAUCGCCACGUGCCCCUCCUCCAAGCCGUUGUCUCCGAGCGUCAACUCCGCCAGAGCCAAAUCGACGCGGACGCAGCACUUGCACGCCGGAUCCAGGAGGUCGACCUCUUGGGGUCUCAACAGCAUCGGCCGGGAGACGAAUCCGAGGAUGACGACGAUGAUGAGGAGGAGCUCCGGACCGCGAUUGCGAUCAGCCGCGAGACGGCGAGGCGUGACUUGGAGCGGAGGUCCCGCGCGGGCCGUGGGCAGUUCUCAGAUCUAUACAUGCCUGAUUCCUCGUGGAUAUGA